This is a messenger RNA of Pyrgilauda ruficollis (rufous-necked snowfinch), 880 nucleotides long. RefSeq names its product sperm autoantigenic protein 17 (gene SPA17). Bases 402 to 860 code for a protein of 152 amino acids. The transcript has 2 exons. Gene Ontology annotation, molecular function: calmodulin binding. The record is from RefSeq and is a predicted model, not a curated record. NCBI's taxonomy places the organism in Eukaryota, Metazoa, Chordata, Aves, Passeriformes, Passeridae.
ACAGCGUCCGCACCACGGCCUGAGGUGCCGGCGCGGCCCGGUCCGGCUCUGACGGGAGAGGCCGAGAGGAAAGGCCGGGAGCGCGGGGCCGAGGGUUGCGGGGCUGUGGGAGGAGCCGGGGCACACCGGGGGAGAGAACCGGGGCACACCGGGGGAGAGAACCGGGGCACACCGGGGACGGGAGCCGCGACCCCCCCGCGCCCGCUCACCCCGCCCAGGCCGGGGCGGCGCGCGCGCAGAGAGAGAGGCGGCCGUGCGCGUGCGCGGCGGGCAGGGAGCGUGUCUUCCCCUAGCGGCGGCUCUGGCCCCCUCAGACGUUCGUCCGCGGGUUCGAGUCCCGGCGCUGCCCGGUGGCACCGGGCACUGUGGGUGCCGCUGCAGAGCGUCCAGGAGAAGCGACCAUGUCCAUCGCCGCCUCCAACACCAGCAUGAGGGUGCCUGCCGGCUUCCGGAACCUGCUGGAGGGGCUGGCGCGGGAAGUGCUGCGGGAGCAGCCCACCAACGUGGUGGCCUUUGCAGCGCAGUACUUCCAAAAGCUGCUGCAGCAGAGAGAGGAAAGAGGCCAAGGACAUGGAGGGGGAGCAGACAGCACCAGGGGAGGCAGGCAGCGUGCACAGCUCUGGAUGACUGUGAUUCCACCCCAAAAUGAGUGGAGAGGAGCCAAAGAGGAGCAUGUCCCCAUAACCUUCAUGAACUGGAACACCUCUCCGGAGAUGCAACCUCAGCACUUGCCCCAGAUCCCCCAUUUCCCACUGUCCAACCCCAAAACUAAAAAAAGCCCCUUGGUCCUCCCCUGGCUCCUGCCCUUUUCCCGUGGGUGGGUGCUCCACUCCCAUCCUGCCCCUGUGGUACUGUUUUAAUGAGGAAUUUUAUUAACGAG